This is a messenger RNA of Lingula anatina, 9248 nucleotides long. Its product is annotated as laminin subunit alpha-1. Gene Ontology annotation, cellular component: extracellular region. Gene Ontology annotation, molecular function: chitin binding. NCBI's taxonomy places the organism in Eukaryota, Metazoa, Brachiopoda, Lingulata, Lingulida, Lingulidae. Gene Ontology annotation, biological process: animal organ morphogenesis; tissue development. The record is from RefSeq and is a predicted model, not a curated record.
CAGCACUACAAACAAAAAUCGAUGCAUGUCACUGUCACUCGUUGUUGUGUGUUCAAUUAUUUACGGGAUAAGGGCGUUCACUGAAAUGCAGUGUAAUGAAAUCACGCAAAAGUCACAGAUAAAGGAUUCAAGAGAGUGUUCCUCAUGUGUGACAUGGAUUAGAUGUAAAGCAGCAAAUAUGGGAAGCUGAAGUACAGAGAAGAUGACUCUACCAGGGUGAUUUUUAAAGAAAAAAAAAAAGAUCAAAACUGAAACAAAAGUGAAUGUAACAAAUCAUUCCAUGAUUUGCUGAAGAAAAUACACAAACAUGUAUUUAUCAAAUCACAAGUGCCACACAUGUAAAAAGGAAAUCUGUUUAUUUUUUAUAUUCAUUUUACUCCCUUGUAUAUGGAGUCAGCAGCCAUGUUCCAAUAGUGCAUGUUAUCCAGCCUUAGUGAACCUUCUCUCAGGUAUAGCAGAUGGCACAUACUCAAACCGCACUGUAGCUGGGAGAUCCACAUGUGGCAUCCCAACUGCCACCAACUAUACCAAACUUACCAGCACAAAUGACCCCACUGUAUAUGUAUGCAGCUCAGCUGGUAGCUCCUCCCACCCAGCCAACCCUUAUUUAUAUGAUACGCAACAGGUCAACUCUGGAGUGGAAUUAGUUAUCAGUCCUGUUGACUCCACGUACUGGCAGUCUCAAAACUCAGUCUCCGACCCCAACGGAGACCCUGUCCUAGAAUGGAUUGAGAUCAACCUAGGGGAUCGAUUUCUCAUAACAAAGAUCGUGAUGACAUUUGUGAGUCCGCACAUUCCUGCAGGGGAGCUUUCGGAUGCGAGACCCAAAGCCACGGUGAUCGAAGUCAAAGACCAUGCGAACUCGGACAGCUGGAGAACUUGGCGUUACUAUGCCCAGGACUGUAGUAAAUAUGUGUGGUUACACAGCCAGGUCCCAGGGGGGCCGGUACGGACAGGACCCACCAAUCCCAUCUGUUAUCAGGGGUACUACGCAGGGGAUACAAUUACACAGUUACAGGACUCUAACUUACAGGAGGUCAUUUACCAUCCUCUCAGGGACUGGUCAUCCCAGUUCUUCACCUCUGCAUCCCAGAGCCACUACACAGCGUAUUCCAUACGACUCCGGUUUCUAAUUCCCGCAGACUCCACACCCAGUAGCUCGUACUUCGCUGUCAGCAACAUUGAUAUCCGCGGUCAGUGCGCAUGUUUCGGACAUGCUGCAGAAUGCACAGGACCAAAUCAAGCAGAGUGUGUAUGCCAGCACAACACAAUGGGCGUCAACUGUGACCAGUGUCUCCCCCUAUACAACAACAGGUCGUGGCAGGCUGCCGUUGGAGACCAGAUAAAUGCUUGUCAAGAGUGUGGCUGUAAUGCCCAUGCCGAAUCGUGCCAUUAUGACUCAGGAGUGGGGUACGGAAUAUGUGACAACUGUGGCUAUAACAGCACAGGACACAAGUGUGACCAGUGUAUUAGUAACCAUUACAAGGCCAAUGUCUCAGACAUACCUGGAGUGGCUUGGGUUUGUAAAGAAUGUGAUUGCAAUCGAGAUGGGACCCUUGCCAGUAGUGGUUACGUCUGCAACAGCGAGACAGGGCAAUGCUCGUGUAAAGCACAUGUAACGGGACGGACAUGCGACCAGUGUAGGGAUGGGUACUGGAACUUCCAGGCAGCUAACCCUGAUGGAUGUCAGGCCUGUAACUGUGACCCUGUGGGAUCCCUUGGUUCCAUCAAUUUCUGUAACAAAGACACUGGAGUGUGUGUAUGCAAGCAGAACACACAAGGCCAGAGGUGCAGUGAAUGUAAGCCUGGUUUCUUCAAUCUGACUGUGUCCAACCCAAGUGGCUGCCAGUCAUGUGACUGUCUUCCUGGAGCAUCAACAAGUUCUGUCUGUGUUGCCAAUGGCAACUGCUGGUGUAGGAGAUCUCUGAUUGGUCGAGACUGUGGAACGCCCAUCACAGGAUACAAUGUGCCAAAGUUGGACUACUUCUAUUAUGAAGCUGAAUCUGCUCUUUUACCUGCUAGUGCAGUGGUCAAGGAGGCCUCAGGAGGGAAUAUGCCAGGCUCAGACUUCAGUGGCAGAGGCACUGUGGUGCUACAGGUCAACAGUUUAGUGCAGUUUCAGAUACAAGUUCCCAGAACACAGCGCUAUGAUAUACUGCUAAGAUACAAGAGUGAUACCAGUUGGCCGUCUGCUCAAGUGACCUUGACCCCUGUGGGUGGUUCUGCUUAUACAUGUGCAGGGCAGAGUUACAGCUCUGGGCAAGUUCUGCAGUAUGGAGAGGCAAUUAUGUCCACUUCUGGAAGAGUGUUUUUCACAUGUGAUGGCAGACCGGAUGGUAAUCGUUACCCACAUCCGUACAAUUGCCAGCAGUUCUACCAGUGUUCCAAUGGGUUUGCCUUCCUCCAGAACUGCCCAGGGGACCUGGUGUUCACAUCAGAGGGUGGGGGGCUGUGUGUACGGGGUCAAUGCACCGACACUGCUCUCCCGCCCGUUUUGACUCAAACUGUGACCUAUGACACUGGCUGCCUACAGGCUGGUACCACCUACACACUGGCCUUGGCUUUAGGACAAGACAACAGCACACUGAAUGGAAUGACUCUGGAGUUAGAUUUGAUCAUGGUCUUGCCCUUGCUGGAUGAUCUGACCACUUAUCAGACCAGCAGCAAUACCCUGCCUUACAUUGUGUGUAUGGAGGCUGUGAAAAAUCUGGAAUUUCAGCAGCAGCUUGACUCUAACUGUGGGUUGUAUGAAUAUUCUCUCAUGACUGAGCUGUUUAAUGGAGCUAUUGGUUGCUCAUGUAAUCCUACUGGCACUGUACCAGGGACAAACUGUAACACAUAUGGCGGAAAGUGUGUCUGCAAGCCUGGGGUGGGCGGCAGGUCAUGUGACCAGUGCCUGGCCAAUCAUUUUGGCUUUAGCAGUGGUAAUGGAUGCACAGCAUGUGGUUGUGAUGUGUCAGGAUCUGUGACAGAAUCUUGUACUGAGACAGGUGUGUGUACCUGUAAGACUAAUGUCACGGGAACCAAGUGUGACAUGUGCAUUGCUGACCACUAUGGCUUGUACACAGGCAAUGGCUGCCAGAGAUGCCAGUGCCAUCUGGUGUACUCCUUCAACAACUCCUGCAGUGACAGUGGACAGUGCCCUUGUAAACCUGGCGUAGGUGGACUGACCUGUGACCAGUGUCUAGAUGGUUUCUAUGCCCUGUCAGAGGUGGGGUGUAUUCCGUGUAGUUGUAAUGUUGAAGGCAGUGCGGGUGGUAUAUGUAACAAUGGGACAGGUGCCUGUCAGUGUAAACCACUAACCUCGGGGACCAAGUGUGAUACCUGCCAGUUUGGAUCCUAUGGCCUGGGUACGUGGGACACAGACACUGGGUGUAUUCCGUGUUUCUGCUCUGGCCACACUGUCUCCUGCUCCUCAGCCACUGGCUGGUACAAGACCACUGUCAGUGACACCUGGUCUGUAAAUGAUAAUUCUAUCACAGAGGAUGGCUGGGCAGGUGUCAGCCAGACUGGGAACACUGUUCCUACCAACAGGCCAUAUAUAUUUGGUGUACCCUUGCAACGAGCAGUGCAGAUCAUCAACACUGGGAACAACCUUGGUCUCCCCGACAUUUACUUCUCUGCCACGCCCAAAUACCUGGGGGACAAGAGGGGUGCUUACGGCCAGACCUUCUCUGUGGAUCUGUCCUCCUCAACACUGGACUCUCCUGUUAACAGUACCACAGGGGAUGUGGUUCUCACUGGUGCCUAUACUGACUUCGUGCUGGUGACCAAUUUACCCAGCAUGCCUGGUUCAGUUAGGACUUCUUAUCAGGUGGUACUUCACCAGUCUCAUUGGAGAUUAAAUGCCACAAAUGGUCCCCAAGCCUCCCAUCAACAGAUGUUACAGGUGCUCUCUGAUCUCUCUGCCAUAUGGGUCAGAGCUAAGUAUAGCAAUGUUGAUAAUUCCCAUGCCAUAUUGUACUUUGGGGAGUUAGAAUUUGCAGUGAAUACAGUGACACAACUUAAUCCACUAAACAACAUAGAAAACUGCACCUGUCCACAGGGUUAUAUGGGUCAGUUCUGUGAGCAGUGUGCGCCAGGAUACAAACGACAGGUCCCCAAUGGAGGCCCCUUCAUCCAGUGUGUUCCAUGUCAGUGCAACAGUCAUUCCGAACCUAACCAGCCUUGCAACAGCGAGACCGGCACAUGCACAUGUAUACACAGCACGACCGGGCCAACGUGUGACACUUGCUUGCCUGGUUUUUAUGGGGAUGCAGUGGCAGGUUCUCCAGAUGACUGUAGGCCCUGUAUGUGCCCAGGCAAUGUAGUCUCUGGCGACAUAAAUGUGUUCGCUCUGUUAUGUACCCUGGACCAAGAUGGCAGUCCCACCUGUAACGACUGUGUCACUGGCCAUGGUGGAAGGAGGUGUAAUGAGUGUGUCCAAGGGUAUUAUGGACAACCAGAAAAUAUAACGAACAAUAGAGGACAGUGUCGCCCAUGUCAGUGUAAUGGCAGAGCCAGUCUGUGUGACACGGUGACGGGGGACUGUAUCAACUGUGUCAACAAUACCGCUGGGAGGGAGUGUCAAAUAUGUGCCCCUGGGUACUUUGGGAAUGCCAUGGAGGGCACUUGCCAAGCCUGCUCCUGCUCUAACAGCGCGGGAUCUACAGGAGAAUGCGAUCCAGUGACAGGACGCUGCGUCUGUCUGCCCAAUGUGGAGGGGGACAGCUGUGAGCGAUGUGUGACCAACGCCUACAACUACAGCAGUAGUCAGGGCUGUACUCAGUGUAACUGUCAUCCUCAGGGUGCUCUCAGUCCACAGUGUAAUCUGGUAACAGGUCAGUGUGCCUGCAGGAAUAAUGUGGAGGGACAGAGAUGUGACAGGUGUACUGAGACAUUCUACAACAUCAAUGUUGUCACAGGAUGUGAUGUCUGCAAGUGUAACAACCAGGGCACGGCCACAGUGCCUGGUCAGACCUUUGGGACAUGUGACCAAGUGACCGGUCAGUGCACCUGCUCCAGUCCCUCCAUCACUGGACGCCAGUGUGACCAGUGUGCUGCGGGAACCAGUGUUGAAUACAACUAUGUCAGUGGAGUCACUGUUGGCACAUUUCCUGCCUGUCCUCUCUGUGGCAAUUGCUUUGAUACUUGGGCCAAGAAGAUAGAUGCCAUUGGAGCCGCUUUCUCAGAACAAUAUGCUAUAGUCCUCAAUAUAUGGAGACAUUAUGACAACUUGACCUCAGCUCACUAUGCCUCAGUGCUGCAAUCUCUGGAACAGAACAUCACUGGGACCCAAGGCUCCAUCACCAGAGUACAGGAGAUGAGUGCCAGGCUACAGUACCUCACCCAGGGGUUCCAGCAGAUUACCACAGAGGUGGAGCAGUUAACAAGUAUUCUGCAGACUAUUGAAGCUGAUAAGGCACUUAUACAACAGUCAGUGGAGAUGACAAGACAGUUCACAGGAAUAGUGGAGGUGGAGCCAGGUGUGUUCAGAAAUGCCAGUGAUCUUCAACUGGCCUUGAACUUAGCCAGGACAAGCCACAGUCAGAGUCUGGUGGCUGGCAACACAUCAUUCACACUGAUACAGAAUCUGACGCAGACAAUCAUGGUCACUAAUGCCACAAUGAAGCUGCUAGUGGACAGGGUCAGCAGAGAGAUGACCACUCUGAAUGCAGCUAUGCAAGAUAGGCUGGCAUCUGAUAGUAUACUGAGUGGGACAAUAAAAUCGGACUAUCAGAGCCUGUCCCAGAUUUUUAGCACACUCAACAAUGAUCUUGCACAGGUGCAGCAGAGAGUGGCAUCCUUACAGAGUGUCAUAGCCACUGCCUCUGCUACAGUUACUUCAGCCAAUCAGACAGCAACACAGGCCAUUUCCAUAGCAACAAGAAAUCAAGGUCAAGUCCAGGUCAAAGUGACAGAAAGUCAGGUGACCAAGUUCAAUGCUACGCAGUCCCAGAGGGCAGCACUGACAGCCCAAAGUGCAGCACUUAGUUACAGGGACUUGGCUGUCAGCAGCCGAGAGAAUAUCACCAAGGCUCUUCAGAAGAGCAAGUCUGCAAUUUCUGACCUCCAGAAUGUGAAGGACAAGACAGCUCAAGCUAACAGUCUCGCCAGUGAUGCUCUCAAUAUAAACCUGAGAACUCUAAAUGAAAUCAAGGCUAUCACUGGAGAGAUCAACAACACCCAGGUGUCCCAGGCCAGUGUGUCCUCCACAUUUAACAGUGCCACAGAAGCACUGAGGCUGGCGCAGGAGGCACUGAAUAUCACACAGACAGCUGUUGAGGAAUCUCAUAUGGCUCUGGAACAAGUGCGUACUAUCCAGGGAAACUUAGAGCAGGCCGCUCUCCUUCAGAACCAUACCCAGGUGCUGAUGAACAGGUCUGAUGACCACAUCAACACAGUGAACAGGGUCAGCGCACAGGUGUCAGCCAAAGCUUCCAGUGCCUCCAGCCAAGCCAUCGGCACAUCCCAGGCACUGAGCCGUGUGUUUAAUGUGAUCACGUCCACAGAGCAGUGCUUUGUGUCAGCCACUCGUGCUGCGCAGGCGGCUAACACACAGGCUGGAGGUGCCUUCAUUAUGGCACAGUCUGCACACCAGGUAAAUCAAGCCAACCAAGCCAGGCUUCAGAAUCUCACCACAUCAGGCCAGUCUCGCUCUACGGCCACUACGGCUGCCCAGAGUGAACUGGGGACCGUAAGGGAGGAUAUGUCCCAACUCCAGACAGACUUUAGCUCCAUAGAGAGCAGUUUACAGAAUGACCCACUUAUCAGAAGCGUGGCAGCUCUUCUUGAUGAAUAUGGACUCCAAAGACAGGAGAUGCAGCAGCUAGAGGCAGAGAUUAACACUAUGGAGACAGAACUGGACACCUUGCUGCAAGACUUGGAGGGGGUGGACCCUGCCGCUGAAAACUGUAAUGUUAACUGAGAAGUUGUGCCUCAGGUUGAAUAUAGUAAAAAGAAAUAGUAUAAUUUGUUUGCUCUGUUAUAAAUAUUAUUAUUAUUAUUAUUAUAAUCAACAUAACAGCAAUUACAAGUGUACUUGCUUCUGAAUAGUGCUACAUGUACCUAGAAUAUUUUUGUGUCUAACCAGACACUUGCUAGGGGGCUAGUUUAUUUUUAUUAAAACGCACCCUUCGUGGUUGCAUUUAUUUCCUUCUAAUCUGUGCCACCAUAGAUUUGGUAGAAGAUAGAGAAAGUGUUUUGAAAAUACCAGAGGCAUAAGUCACUGGUUGUAUGGUUUAGGAUAAUGCAGCUGAUGAUUAAGGAAUCAUUUAAUGACAAACCAUGUAGAUAUUAUGAAUGGUUCAAAUGACAGAUGUUUAGCUAAUAUUGUAGCUUGAAGGUAGGAAGCAUCCUCUUCUUGUUCAUAAUAUACCUACAUAAUAAAGCAGGCACAAGGUAGCUUAAUGGUAGUAAUAUGGUAGAAGAAUGUAUGGAUAUAUUUUUCAUGAAGUUUUAAUAUUUAUAUUUGAGGAAGAUGAUUUAUCCAAAAGACAGUUCUUAUUACAUUAUUGUUGCAUUUGAACUCUUUUCUUUAAAGAUCUGCAGAUUAGAAUUUAUUUACUCAUACCAUUUUAAGAAAACUUUUAAUAACUGUGAGAAUCUCCUUAAGAUUUGGAAAAGGGUAUUGAUAGCCAAAUAAAGUGGUUCUAAGACUCAUGCUUUUAUUUUCUGUAAAAAAAAUGGUUGUUUAAAAUAAUACUUUUGGGUUGAGUAACAGGGUAUUUGACGUCCAACAUAAGGGUAUUCUGCAUUUGUGAAUUUUAGAUGACAUUAGUAGCAAAUAUAAGGAAAGGGAGAAGAGUUCACACAAUAUGCAAAAUGUCAACAUUCCAUAUCAUAAACUCGUUAAAUGCAACCAGUGAUAUUGACCUAUUCAUGAUAUUCAUAAUGAUCCAUAAAGGAGAAUACAUUGAUAUUUAUUCUGAUCUUUUAUUGUUAUUUGAUUUUAAUCAAUGCUUUUUGUUUGUGGACUUUGUACAAAGGUUUAUAGUUAUAUACUCAAGAGAAACAUGGGCAAUCAUUAGUUUUUUCUAUAUAGAUUCUUAUUGUAUAAAGUUUUACCAUGAUAUCCCAGUUACAAAAUAAUGAAAGAGAAAGUUUUAACAUAGAUACCUGUAACUAGUGAUUAUGAAAAAAAAAGGAAAAAGAUGCAAACUGAUGGACUAAGUUAGGUUUGAAUUGUGUCAAAAAAAAUCAUCAUUAUAGGGAUCAUAGCCCAAAGAUUAGCUAAAGAUGUUGAGAAUGAUCUAGUCAUAAUAAUUAAAAAGUUUAUUUAAAUUUAUAUGGGUUAUUCUGAAACUGUAUGAAGUCUUCAAGUUAAAUGGUCCCAAUGUUUAUUUUAAUCAGUAAAAAUUAGAUGUUUAUGAGAAUAGGAGAGGUGUCCUCAUUUAAAAAUUCGAUUAUUUUUAUAAUUUAGAAACGCUCAUAUGUAUCAUAUCUGAAGUUAUCUGACAAGGGAUUGAUCAAUGAUGCAUCUUGAGUUUGUUAUGCAGGUUGUUUCUGUGUUUGGUUUAAGUUUGUUAGACUUGGUGUUUGUUAAUUAUACAAAGUACUUUGAUGUGAGUAUCUCAUUACUGAGUUAUUUAGAAUAACACUAUAAAAUGUUGAUAUGAAAUAUCACACUUUAAAAUGAUUUUGUGUCAUUUUUAGAAUGUUUAGAUCUGUUAUUUUUACUUUAAUUGUUUAGGUAUCUUUAAGAAUUUUUGUUUUAAGAUUUGGAAUUAAAUCUUCAUAAGAAGAGAUAUUGGUAUAAGGGAGGUACAUUGGAUAUUAACAGUCAAAUGCAACAACUUUUUUUUUACUUUUGAUACACAUUUUGCAUAGGUGGUAUAUACUAGAUUAUUAGAGACAAUGGUUUUUAUAUAUAAAAACUGCAGUCUAGGUUUUGGACUUGUACUUUAUUUAUGGUCUGCUUUUUCUUUUGUGUGAAUUCUUAUGACUGUUUUUUACAUAUAUGUAGAUAUCCCAAUACCUUAUAUAUAACAUAUUUUGUGUGAUUUUGGAAAUUUUCAUUUAAGGUUCAUGUUAUCUAAUAAUCAAACUAGAUUAUGGCAAAUUUUGGUGAUUGAAAUAUGAGUUAAAGGUUGUGAGUAACUUCUUAUAAAUCUACAUUUAUCACAGAUAUUCUAUAUAUUUAUGUAUACAAGAACAAUAAAUUCCGUCCAGAAAUGGUGGCCAUUACUUUUUGCUUUAGAACUAUUAACUAUGAAUUAAUUAUGUAUAUCUGUUCAAGCUCAAGGAAGUGCAAGUAAAGAUUAUUUGAA